Messenger RNA from Monascus purpureus, 3347 nucleotides. The record is from the annotation of a GenBank genome assembly. Lineage: Eukaryota; Fungi; Ascomycota; Eurotiomycetes; Eurotiales; Aspergillaceae.
GGCCUUUUGCAGUUAGGAACAGAUGGCUAGGAGCCUGGCGGAGGGUAUGUAUAUCUAUCCAUUGAACCCAUCCGGCUGCAUCCUGUAUCUAUCGACUUGCAGCAUUGCAGUAAUUAUAUGCAUGCAGCCUUACGGACGACAUGUUGACGUCAUUAUGCCGCAGGAGGGUACACCCCCUCGACGAUCUCGAAGAUCUCAAGAACAAUCGCCUCUACGCCCAGUGAGCUCUCUUUGAUGGAUCUCCUGACACGAGUUACAACUUGAACUGUAUUCAGAUGUCUUGCUGAGUUUGAUUCGCCAAUCCCUGGACUUUAAAUAUACUGACGCGGCCCCUCUGCUUCAUUCCUCGCCGACUCUCCGAUCAAGAGUAGGCCGUGUGAUUCUUUUGGUGACUUUGGGGAUUCUUUGACAAAUUGGUCAGAUCGUUAACUUGGUAUAAUUGAUUUCAUUUUACUAGUGUUCUUCUGUUGCAUGUAAUACAUACCCAGAAACCCUGUUGUCUGAUUGUUUUCACUUGUUUCAACUAUCUUGGCCAUGGCUUCAAAAUCCGUUAAUCACCCAGUUGAUCCGAAGGAGAAGGAUAAGGUAUGUUAGUUUUGAGCAGGAUAACUGGGUUUCAAGCUCACCACUUCCAAUGCAGGAUGUUGAUCAGAAGCUCCGACUCUUUGGGAUCUAUCAGGCUUUCAAAAAUGGGAAGCUUCCAUCGAAUAAACAAUGCGACGUUGUCUUGAAUAGCACCCUCAACUCCAAAUUCCUCUCUUCCCCACCAGAAGAACUGUCUGAUGAAGGGAAAGUCGUUGUCAAGGAUCUCAGGGAUGUUGUUGAGCAAGUCAAGAAACUGAUUCUGGGCAAAAACGAAGACCAGCUGUUACAAGAGUUCUCCUGGGAAGUUAGACACACCGCUACGCAGGAAGUUAAUAAGCCUGAUGGGGUUCUCGCUGAGAAGGAGGAGGUACCAUUGGAGAAGGAUGCCAAUCGAGCCCUGGAAGGCCUUAGGGCCCUCGGAAACCUGUUACUCACAAACGGAGAAUUUCGAAAACUUUUGCACGACGCGUCGCUUCUCUUACGGGAUAUUGCUGCCGAUGCUUCUCAAGAAGCUGCCAACAGAGUCCGGCCGUCCGAGGAACAGCUUGCUCAAACAAGCAAACCCGAACAACCAAAUGUCUGGCAUCAGAAGCCAGAGCCAUCGAAGAAGAAAGCCAAAGCCAAGAAGAAUAAAUCUGUCACUGUGGAUAACACCGGCACGACUGUCAGCACGACGACCACUGUCGCCACUGGCAGUCAUGAUAUUGGGACUGAAACUCGCACGUCUACUGGCCCUCAGCAGCCGGAGGAUCAAACGGCUGCUCGAAAAGGCAAAGACUAUUUAGCUGAGAAAAUUCCCCAAGAGCGGCGGGAACAGUUUACUUCGCGCUUAAGGAAGGUAAUGAUUGAGAUACAGGGCCGCAGUGAUUAUCAGCAGGCUAUCGACACACUUCUCACCCUAGCUGAGCAAUACAUCGGUCAUACUAAAGAGAUCGCUGAGAAAACAGCCGAAGCUUCUCAUGAAAUAGGGAGCACAGACAGCGCGAAAUUAGCACAGACUCAUCUACGUACUCUUAUUGAACGUUUUGCAAAUGGCACAUCGCUUGACGACUUUCUCGAAUCACUUAACAACAUUUACCGUGACGCAGACCAGGAUCCCGUACUCAAGGGAUGGUUCAAACAUUUGGACUCAUAUAUUCGUAAAUGUCUGAAAGAACAAGGGUUUGCUCUCCAAGAGGAGAGUAAACUUGAAUGGGAUGGGCUGUAUGACCAAGGUCGCUUCCUUCUCAGUGAACGUUAUAGUAACCAUGUCAACCGUAUCGUCGACGAGACUAAGUUUCUUGUCGAUCAAUUCAACCAAGAUCCGCUAAACAAAGCUUUAAGAGAUUCAGUGGGAAAGCUUCUCACUGACCUUGGUUGUCGUGAACAUGGGAAGAUUCGUGUCACGAAGAAUUUAUCGAGAGACUUUAUGGAUAUUAUCUUGCCCGCUAUUUUCGAGAAUAUUCGAUACAUUCCAAUUUCUCGCAUCGAGGUAGCGGAUCCUAUGGUCGAUGUGGUUAUUGAAAACCUCGUAAUUGAAAGCGAUAACUUGAUACCCAAUGUGUUUGAACUUGAUAAUGACAAUUAUGUUCGUUGGGGAAGAAAAACAAUUGCCAACAAGCGAGACCACAGGCUCAUGAUUGCUUUCUCUGGCGUCCAAGCUGAUUUCAGAGACGUCAGUUACUUCAUCAAGAAGAAGCAUGGAUUUCCUUCCCUCUCAGAUAUGGGAGUUUUGGACAUUCUCCUUGGUGGCGAGGGCUUUAGCUUCAAGAUCAUGGCCUCCAACGCCAAAGAGGACAACCAAGGGCAUUUCUUCACGGUAGAUGAUGUAUCCGUGAAGAUUCGAGAUCUGCGUAUCAAGGUCAGAAAGUCCAGGCACAAGGUUCUCUUCGCGGUGUUCAAGUCGAUCCUUCAUAAAGCCAUGCGCCCUGCCCUGGAGAAGGUGCUCGAAAACAGAAUCCGCGAGUUAUUCAACAGAGCCGAUGCCUUCGUAUACCAAGUGAACAGCGAUCUCAAAAAACAGACCCGAGAAGAGACUGCGCCCUCAGGAAACGCCUUCUCCCGAUACAUCAGUGUCGUACGCUACAGACUCGCGGAAAGAGCGAAGCAGGAGGAAGGCAAGUCCCAGGCCCCCGAGAGGGAGGUUAAUGUGACCGCUACGGAUGAGCAUUUGAUUUUCCCGGAUAUCAAACUGCCCCAUAGCCUAGCUGAACCUGCUACCCACUACAGGGAGCUCGCGACCCAGGGAGAACGUUGGGAGUCGCCUAUUUUUGACAUUUCCCAGGCUCCCCAGUCGACUGAUAUUCCCAGGGCAUCGUCUGUCACCAGAAAAUCACACGAGACCGCUGAAGGUAAAUUGAUAGAGAAGCCGCAGACUGCCAAUGGCCAUACCAAGGGCAAGGAUUCAAUCGGUGCGAAUGGCACCACUCAUGCUAACGGCACUACCAGUCCGUACCGGCAAGGGGAAAGUAUAGUCACUUCUACUCACAGUGACACCAUGAGUGGUAGUCUUCACCCAGGAGCUUCGACGGUCGUGCAGCGGACUGUCGAGAAGAACAAGGGGAAUGCUAGCGGUGAUUAAUGUUAUGAUUUUGAAGUUGGUCAAUACAGCAAGUAUACUGCAGGACAAGUCUGUCCACUAAUAGUAAUAUUAAGUUGCAGGAUUCAUGUUAUUCAUAUGAUUAUUUGUACUUUUAGUGUUGAUGUCUACUUUCUUCGUCUGUUUGUCUAUUAAUUCACCUGCUGGUUAUUUAAUUAAUCAUAUUAUUUGAUUUGAACUUGAU